Messenger RNA from Gamsiella multidivaricata, 724 nucleotides. RefSeq lists its product as uncharacterized. The transcript is spliced from 2 exons. Lineage: Eukaryota; Fungi; Mortierellomycota; Mortierellomycetes; Mortierellales; Mortierellaceae. The record is from RefSeq and is a predicted model, not a curated record. Bases 110 to 610 code for a protein of 166 amino acids.
AUCCAUAUCUUCGACUUCCGGUGCUUCCUUUAAGUCUAAACUGCAUAUUCUAGUCUAGAGUGCAUCCAAUCGACACUACCUAUCGUACCAGCGCUCUGUACCGUGAGCCAUGCUCGCCAUAAGCGAACCUGGGCCGUUGACGGACUUCGUGACCCACACCCCCCAACCCCAAGGGACAUUCAAGUAUUUGUUGGAGCGACUGCUUGGAAUUGAAUCGCUCAAUUUCGAAGGAUACCCCCCGGAAUUACUCUUCCCGAUAGAGGAGGCCGAGGGGAAGUAUAGUCUAAGGCGGAAGAAGGAGAGAAAAGGCAUAUUGAGUCUAACCUAUUACUGUAACAAGCCCAGGCGUGGCAGCUCCGGUUGCGAUCCCUCCAUACGAAGGAACACUAAGAUGAACUUAAACCAAUAUCAACGGUCUCCGAACAUAGCUCUCUACUUGAACAUCUAUCGCUCGCCCAGAUGUUUCUGUUGGAGCUGGGCCUCCAUGGAUUUCCACAGUUGGUACAGUUGUGCCAGCAACUGCGGUGGCAUUGUCCACUUCUUGAUUAGCUCGAUCUCUCUCAGUGCAUUCUUGACACUGAAGGCCUUGCAUAUCUGCUCGCGGUAUUAGCAAAGAUACGACGGCUCGAGACUCCCGACAACUGUCUUUAGCGCCGCAGCGCCUUGGCCAUACUUUUUCGACAAGACGCCUUAUCCGCGACGCUGGAAGACAUUUAGAUACCAG